AAAUAUCCAAAUCCAGCACUAGACAAUGCAACCACUAUCAAUAAAGUAACAAUUCAACCUGAUCUUUUGGUAGCUAAUAACCCAGGUGAGAUUACAGGUUCUGCAACAACAGAAACUGAGAUUACUGAAGACUACAUAUUUGCUUUUGUUUUUGUUGAUCAAAGUGAGAAAAUUUUAGGUGAAAACCGUAUAACAAUUUGUGAUGAUGGUAAAACUAAAUAUCUAACUAAAGAAUAUAAUAUUGAUUUUACAUUUGGUGUCCCCAAUUUUACUCUAUCCGACAUCAUAAUAGCUGCAAUUUUUAAUUAUAAAACAAACUUAACAAUAGCUUGUGGUUAUUCUCCUUUUUCCUAA
Molecule: messenger RNA, 354 nt
Organism: Racocetra persica
Lineage: Eukaryota; Fungi; Glomeromycota; Glomeromycetes; Diversisporales; Gigasporaceae
Source: the annotation of a GenBank genome assembly